Tupaia belangeri chinensis (Chinese tree shrew) is the source of this 396-nucleotide messenger RNA. RefSeq names its product 40S ribosomal protein S9-like. Gene Ontology annotation, biological process: ribosomal small subunit biogenesis; translation. The record is from RefSeq and is a predicted model, not a curated record. Gene Ontology annotation, cellular component: cytosolic small ribosomal subunit. Lineage: Eukaryota; Metazoa; Chordata; Mammalia; Scandentia; Tupaiidae. Gene Ontology annotation, molecular function: structural constituent of ribosome; rRNA binding.
AUGCUGGUAGCCUGGAACUGGGUUUGUUACAAAACCUAUGUGACCCCGCGGAGACCCUUCGAGAAAUCUCGCCUCGACCAAGAGCUGAAGCUGAUCGGCGAGUAUGGGCUCUGGAAGGAACGCGAGGUGUGGAGAGUCAAAUUUACUCUGGCCAAGAUCUGCAAGGCUGCCCGCCAGCUGCUGACGCUGGAUGAGAAGGACCUGGGACGUCUGUUCCAAGGCAAUGCUCCUAGGCGCCUCGUGCGCAUCGGGGUGCUGGAUGAGGGCAAGGUGAAGCUGGAUUACAUCCUGGGCCUGAAGAUCAAGGAUUUCUUAGAGAGGCGCCUGCAGACUCGUGUCUUCGAGCUGGGCCUGGCCAAAUCCAUCCACCAUGCCCAGGUGCUGAUUUGCCAGUGA